GCAGGCCUUGGAGAACUCCACCGAACAUGAACACUUCCGUCAGUCUGUAGAGACAUCAAGACAAAGCAGGUUCCCAAAGACUGUGAGAUUCUCUUCAGUUGUUUCUCUGAGGGAGGGUGAGAGUCCACAGGAGCACAGCCCAGGGGUGUUGAGUCGCAUCGGGAGCUGGCUGUCGUGGGGUUGGGGCAGAGAUGACCCCAGCUCCCAAACACAGCAAGAGGAGGCUCCUGAGGAGGACCACAGAGAAACCAGCCACCCUGCUGGAGCAGACGACACAGACAGGCCUGCACUAGGUGAGAGCGUUCCAGCAGAGACAAGCCCAUCCCUCGAGCGGAAUGCCAAACAUCUGAGACCUGGCCGUGGAGGGGAGGACGGGACGGGCACGAGGUCGAAAGGUCACGGGGAAACCAGAGAAACCUGCAUAAAAACCAAACGCAGUCAGUCGUUCGAGAGGAGUACGGCACCGGAACUCUUUGAUCAAAUGGGCCGGAAGAGAUCUGGCAGAAGGAGGCGGAGCUCUCACGGAGAUGAGGGCGGAGCUCAAACUAAAUCCCCAACCAAUCCCCAACCUGAAAGCCCUGCAACAACCAGUUUGACGAGCAGCCCGCGGACAGCAUGUGCUGACUCAGCCGUUGAGGAGGCGGCAAACAGCCUUCAGGAGCCAAACUCAGGUAGACGUGAGGAUGUCGUCCGCGUGGAAUAUUUGGAAGCAAACCUGAGUGAAGAUUCGGUUGAGGUGGUUUGUUCAGAUAUGGACGAGGAACGGGUGGUGAGGCUGACGGAGAGCGCUGAAUCCAAACGCAGGAGCAUCAAAGUGUCUCACAGCGAGGUGGUCUUCGCUAAAAAGGUGGUGGUCACCUCAGAGGACCAAAAUGAAGACCAAAAUAUGGCUUUUAAAGACACUACGGACACCAAACGACCAAGAGCUGAGGAAACAUCAAGAUUUCCGGAAGACAGAGUGGACGGCACCAAUGUAAAGUCCAGUCAUAACAAGGCCAGAAUCGCAGACAAGAUCAGUCUGUUUGAGCGAGGAGCCACCAGUGCAGUCAGUAGCUCCACAAACCUGCGUCACCUGGAUAUUCCUCCAGCUCAAAAUGUGGCCAGUCGUUUGAGAGAUUUGACAGAACAUGCCGGAACACGGUCCAGUUCUGCACCUCCAAACCAAACGGUUAAAGAGAGGGCGAAGAAUUUCAGCACGGGGAGGAGAGAGGAAGAGAAGCUGACGUUGACGUCCGGUCGUAUGUUGAACGAAGGACAUUCAAAAACGACUGAAAUAUCGUGUUCUGGACGUUUUGAAAAAUCUAUAGCAAAGACAGACACCAGUGGAGAGUCAAAGUUUAAAUCCAAACCUCAUUUAAAUAUAGAUCAACCUGACUCUAAAUCCUACAGUGCUACACCUGCAUCGUCUGAGAGCACAGGUGACUCAAGCGUUGGGAAUAAAAAGACGGAUUCUCUCCCGACAGUUUCAUCACCUACUGACAAGUCCCCGCAGGUGAAAUCACCAACCCGGACAGGCACAAGAUCUAAAAAACGUCGAGGCAAAGACCCGCUCAGCCCCACCAAACAAGAAAUGGGUCAAGGUAAACAGGAAGUCAAGGACAAACCUCUUGUAGAUGCAAGAGACGUUGUAAAGACCCCAGAGCAGAACACCUCUGAUAAAGAAAGACCCAACAAAAAACCCUCAGUCCCUCCCAAGUUGGAGAAAGCAGAAGAAAUUAUGCAAAGCACACAAAAGAAAUCGGACUCAAAGAAUGCUGACACAAAGCUUCCUUCAGAAGUGAAAAGCAAGGAUGAGAAGGAGAGUGAGAAUAGCGGUGACUUUGAAGCACAGAUAGUUGCCGUUGCUUCUCAAACAUAUCCUUCUACAUCCAGAAAGGACAGCUCAAAUAAAGAGAAGAUACAGACAGACAUUGACUCAAAAACGGAAGAGAAACAAAAAAACAGCAACAAAAAGCAGCACUCAGAAGGAGAGCAGGGAGACAAGCAGAGGAACAGAGCCGUGAUUGUAAACUCGUUGUUUGGAGAGUCAGAUAAACCAGAUCCAUCUGUGACAAAAGAAGAGAAACCACUGUCCCCAGAGGACCUGAAAGAGACCAGAUCUAAAGACUCCUCUGAGCCAGCCAAUAGCAGCGCUGCAACCUCCAGGAACAAUGCCAUGCCAAACUGUGGGAAUGAGACGGAUACACUGGUCUUACCUGAGAAACCAGUAAAUACCCCUGAAAAUAGCCCAAAAUCGGCACAAAGACUGUCAGAGAUGAACCGAAAAAGUCAGGAAAAGGACUGUCUGACCAGUCAGAACCAGAAAAUUGACCUUGUUACAGAAAUAACUGAUCAACUGAAAACAACUGAGACACACAAACAUAGUAAGGAAGUCAAAACAUCAAAGCCAACUGAGCUGAAAAUAGAACGUAAAUCAAAACAAGCUAAAUCAAAGGACAUCACCGUUGUGAGACAGCAAGACAAAACAAUUAUGGGAACCAGUCAAGGUAAAGAAACUCAGACUACUGAGAAAAACUCUGAAUUGUCCAAUCAGACUAAAGGAAACACCACUUCUACCAGCAAGACACCAGCAACACCAAACCCUGCACUGGUCAAAGACCAAAAUGAUAAAAUGGACACCAUAAUUUCACCUCAAAUUGCAUCUACAGAGGGAGGCGGUCCCAAUAGAGAUGGGCCACCCCAACAGAGCCAAUCAGAGAGCAGAGAACAGCAGAAGACAGAGACAUUAUCUAGUAAAAGGGAUUUACACCAGAAACAACAAAAGCCUAGCACUGAAACUAAAAAGGGAGGCACCAAAGAAACCAAGAGUAAAAUCACUGUCACAGAAAUGACAUUCAUAGUGAACGGCGAUAUUCACUCUGUAGAGACAGAAGAUCAGUUUUCUGACAAACCUAAGCAGUCUGGAAAAGAAAUACUUGGAAAAACCUUACCUGAAAUACCAUCCAAUAACGAAAGUCCGUCUCUGAGCUCAUUUUCAUCUGAAGCCACUGUAGCGUCCACUGAGCAACCUGACCAGGUCAGUAAAAACUUUACCGCUAAACCAGCCUCAACAGAUUAUACUCUAUCAAACUCAGCGAAUAAAAAAACAACUAAUGAAAAGACCACACAUUCUGCAUCAUCAACUGUAGAGUCUACCUCCACUUCUUUAGGCUCUGAUGAUGACAAGACCACACCUCCAUCAAACUUAACUAAUGAAACUACUACAAUUCCACCUACUUCAACUAAUGAAAAGACCAAAUCUUCAUUAGACUUGGCUAGUAGAAAGACAAAUAAUGAAGAGACUAUGACUCCACCGGCCUCUACCAAUAAGACAACUAAUGACAAGUCCAAACCUUCAUCAGCUUCAACUAAUGACAAGACCACACCUGCAAAAUCCCUGACUAAAGAAAAUGCUGUACCUUCACCCGCUUCAACCACUGAGACGAUCUCUGCUUCAUUAGGCUCCAGUGAUGAGAAGAACAAACGUCCACCAGACUCAACCAAUCCAGCAGUCUCUACUGAUAUCACUACUAAAAAUGAGAGGACCACACCACUGCCAGGGUCAUCCUCCUUCCCAAUAACCCCUAUGAAUGGAGAGAAUAUAGUUCCAAUUCCUUUAUCUAAAGAAAAGACCAAAUCACCACCAGACUAUGACAGUGGAAAGACCACACCUUCUCCAGAAUCAGUUAAUGAAAAGCCUUCAGCUCUUGAAGUCUCAGUGAAACAAAAGAUCUCCUCCAGUAAAUCUAUAGAUCCAUCCACAAGAAAAAAGGAAUUUGUCCUCAAACCCUUUCUCCUUCCACAAAUCCCCAAUGCACGCAGCAGCUCCUCCCAGAGCAGGGACUCUCCAUCUAGCUGGCUUGAUGUGGAUAACCAACGUCCCAUAAGGAAGAAGCUGUUGAUUCCAGAUCCCAAGCUGAGCUCCUCCGUGAGUGAGACCAACCUCCUGAACACAUCGGGAGAGUUUGACCCAGAUGACUUUGUUGCAAAUGUGAAAAGGCUAGCAAUGCCAUUCAAUCUUCCUCAACGCAAACACAACAAACAUCGCCUGCAAACACCUCCGUUUGCCAUGCCUGCCAUAAAAGAAGACCGCUUUGAGAAACCCUUUGAUCCGGAGGAGUUCCAGUACGGCUUGAGGCGAAGAAAGGAAUUCACUCUGGAUCUGGCAACCAGUUCGACAUCCAAGAGUCAAGCAACGAUAGUCAAGGAGGUGGACACCAAACCUAAGCGAGAGAGCAUCCUCACAAGGUCCCUGAUCUUCCAGAGAGCAAGGAAGGAGUCUGAAAAAGAAGAAGGAGAAAAUAUGGAGGAAUCAGUUGAAAAUACAACAGAACCACUGAAGGCAAAGUCUCGUUUAGAGAGGUGCUCUAUUGUCAGCAUUCUACGCAGCCCCAACAAAGUGAGACGAAUGGAGUUUUUAAGCCCCACUGAGUGUCCUUCAGAUGGGCUGUUAUCCCCCAUCGAUGGUUCUGGGUCUACAGCACCUCCGCAAUCACGACUAGCACCUACUACAGAACCACCUACACUGGUCCCAGUAGAGGAAACCUUUGCUAAGAAUGACAGCCGUGGUACCCAGUCUGGUUCUUAUGUUAUUCUGAAACCUAACAAGGACAUUGGGUCUGCCGUGACACCUGACCUCAAAACAACUUCAAGAGACCCCACGGUCACUCUUUCAACAGACACUAAUGCUCCUUCUCCUCCAAGUGGUACCCCGAUUAGUUCCCAGGUUGUACCGAAACCUACGAAAGAUGAUGGAACUACCCUGGCACCUGACUCGAAAACAAUUUCAACAGACCCUUCAGUCACCAUGAUAACAGACACUAAUGUUCCUACACCUAGUUGUACCCAGUCUUAUUCCCAGGAUGUUCAAAAACCGACCAAGGAUGAUGGACUUUCCAGGACAUCUGACCUCAGCACAGCUUCAGGAGACACCACAGUCACCAUGUUAACAGACACUAAUGCUCCUUCUCCCAGUGGAGCCCAGACUAGUUCCCAGUUUGUAUCAAAGCCUAUGAAAGAUGAUGGACCUACACUGCAACCUGACUUGAAAAGGACUUCAUUAGACCCUCCAGUCACCAUGUUAACAGACAUUAAAGCUGCUCCAACAUCUAGUUAUACACAAUCUGGUUCACAGAAUGUUCUAAAACCCAUCAAUGAUGAUAUACCUGCUAUGAAACCUGACCUCAGAACAAUUUCAAGAGAUCCCACAGUCAAGUUUACAGACACUAAUGCACAACCACUUCUCAUUGGUACCCACACUGGUACUGAUGUUGUUCUGCAACCUGAUGGACCGACCCGGAAAACAACUCCAGUGGAGCCUACAGUCACUAAAGUACCAGAUGCUAAUGCUCCUCCACCACUUCCUUCCUUCGAUGACAUUAAGUUGCCUAGUGUCCUGGAGGAAUUUCUUCCAAAGAAACCUGAGAAUGCUCAGCCAUCGAAUAAGAUCAACCCACUGGUGGCUAGAGAAAGUGCUUCCACGCCUGGUCUAGUGGAUCUAAAUAAGGCUGUUGAUGAAGCUGAUGGGAAGGUCCCAGAAGAUAUUAUUCCACCCGCACCUGUAGUUCCAGCGGCUCAAAUCCCUCAAGCUAAACCUCAAAGAGAACUACCAAAUAUUCCAGCUGUUCGUGGAAUCCACCGGCGACCUGGAAAGAUUGUGAUAUUUGAGCACCAUCACUUCAGUGGACAGUCCUUUGAGUUCUACAGGGAUCAACCUGAUGCCACACACAUGCAACUGUCCGGUGUCAUAUCAAUUAAAGUGGUCAGAGGAUGCUGGAUACUUUAUGAGAAACCAGGAUUUGAGGGACGAUGCAUCGCUCUGGAAGAGGAAGGAGUUGUAGAACUGCCCAAUCAAUGGGCAGAAGAGGGUGAAGAAGCAUCUGUGGUUAUUGGCUCAAUUCGACUGGCUGUCAGAGACUACACUCCUCCCCGGAUAGAGCUGUUCAGCGAGCCCGCUGGCAGGGGCAGGAGCUCUGAGUAUCUGGAUUACACAGAGGAAGUGGGCAGUUUCAGCCAUCCUCAGAACACCGCUUCCAUUAAAGUCCACAGUGGUCUGUGGAUGGUUUACAGUGAUCCGGGUUUCCAGGGUCUGCUGGCGGUUCUGGAAGCCGGAGAGUAUCCGUUCCCGGAGGAUUGGGGUUUCCUGUCGCCCGCGGUCGGCUCUCUGAGACCUCUGCGUAUGGGCGCUCUGAAGGUGGAGAAGCCGAACGCAGUCAAGGCCGUGUUGUAUGAAAAGGCUGGUCUGGAGGGCCGAUGUGUGGAGGUUCAUGGAGACGUGACGGAGAACCACGGACUGGACGGAGUGCAGUCACUGAAGAUCCUCGGAGGCCUGUGGGUGGGAUACGAUGGCGAGGGCUUCGAGGGCCAGCAGUUCGUUCUGGAGGAAGGAGAGUAUCUGGAUUGGACAGACUGGGGCGGGACGGGGGACAAGCUCCUCUCUCUGCGGCCCGUCCUCAUGGAUUUCUCCUCCCCUCAUAUGAAGAUGUUUAGUGAGCCGGACUUCUCCGAGCGCGGCGUCAGCCUCGACCUCCUGGAGCCGCUGGAUAACGCCGUGAACACACCCUACGGCCCGCAGACGCGCUCCAUCGAGGUCCUGUCCGGAGUGUGGGUGGUGUUCGAGGAUCCCUGGUUCUCCGGUCAGCAGUAUGUUCUGGAGAAGGGUCUGUACGGAAGCCCGGAGGACUGGGGCGCAGCCCACAGCCGGAUCUCCUCCGUCAUCCCCGUCAUUCUGGAAAAUCUAGAAAACUCCUGCCACUUCCAGAUUGAGCUGUUCUCUGAGUCUGGAUUUGGUGGGACGUCUGUCCUGCUGCAGGACUCCUUACCCACAAUGCCCUGUGGCUUCAGCGUGCGCUCCUGCAGGGUUUAUGCCGGAAGCUGGCUGGCGUUUAGCCGUGACAGUUUCUCUGGUCAUCAGUGUGUUCUGGAGGAGGGGUUUUAUCCUAAUCUGUGGACGAUGGGUUUCACACAGCCGGACGAGUCAGUGCUGUCGCUCCAGCCCACUGGACACGAGCUCUCUGUGCCGGCGGCGGUGCUGUUUGAGCGCUCUGGACUCAGAGGAAGGAGGACGGUCCUGAAGUCAGGUUCAGUGAAUCUGCAGAUGACACACAGCUGCUCCAGAGUCUCGUCUGUGCUGGUGCAAGGCGGCAUCUGGGUUCUGUACGAGGAUCAUAACUUCAGAGGCUCUCAGAUCCUGCUGAAGCCCGGCGCCGUUCCUGAUUGGCCUAAACUCUCCUCCUGGCUGCGAAUCGGAUCGCUGCGGCCGCUCAUACAGAAACAAGUGCAUUUCCGUCUGCGGAACAAAGAGGCGGGGCUACUGAUGUCCGUCAGCGGCUCAUUGGACGACAUCAAACUGAUGCGUAUCCAGGUGAGCGAGGAAACGGGCGGAGCUGAGCAGAUCUGGACCUAUCAGGACGGUCUAUUACAGUGCAAGUGUGUGCUGGACGUGUGUGUGGACGUGAGUUCUGGUGUCCUGAUGUCCGGCAGCAGAGCCGUUCUCUCCGCUGAACUCGGAAAACAGCUCUGGAACGUCACGAGCGACGGGAUCAUCCGGAGCGACGCCAGACCAGAGCUCGUGCUGGAGGUCAAAGGAGGUCAACAGUUCGACAAACGCCAGAUUAUUCUAAAUGAGUUCCACCCGGACAAACUGAACCAGCGCUGGACUCUGGAGAUCCUCUGAGCUCUGCUGCGGAGCUGCGCCAGGGGGACCGGCGUCCUGUGAGGCAGCUGCACCAGAGGGACCAUCAACUGUGGAAAUCUUAUUCUCACGAGACCCAGUGGAUUGAAUAUAGCAAUAAUCCACUGGACAUCAUAUUAUUUUUUUAUUUUUUUUCAAGAACUCUCAGAUUUGAGCACAUACUUGAACAGUAAUAACUAUUUUCUUUUGUAUAAAUUGCAUGAACGCAUGUGUUUGGACAUUGAUCUCAGCUGUAUUAAACACAAGUCUUGUUUGUAAGUAAA
Carassius auratus (goldfish) is the source of this 7935-nucleotide messenger RNA. RefSeq names its product beta/gamma crystallin domain-containing protein 1-like. The coding region runs from base 482 to 7654 and encodes 2390 amino acids. The record is from RefSeq and is a predicted model, not a curated record. The transcript is spliced from 22 exons. Lineage: Eukaryota; Metazoa; Chordata; Actinopteri; Cypriniformes; Cyprinidae.